AUGGGCCGAAUCCUGCAGCUCCUCUGCCUCCUCCUGCUCCUCAGUUCCUGCCCCUGCGCCAUCAUCACUGGGGCCUGCGAGCGGGACCCUCAGUGUGGCCGCGGGACCUGCUGUGCCACGAGCCUGUGGCUGAGGGGGCUGCGGGUCUGCACCCCCCUGGGCCAGGAGGGGGACGAGUGUCACCCCUUCAGUCACAAGGUCCCUUUCUUUGGGAAGCGCCAGCACCACACCUGCCCCUGCCUGCCCAAUCUCCUGUGCUCCAGGUUCCUCGGCAGCCGCUUCCGCUGCUCCAGCCACUUCAAAACCAUUGAUUUUUAGGGGGAUUCUCCCUAAAAACCCACCCAUGAGCCCACAGCACCCAUGUCUUGCCCUUUCCCGUGGCUGUCAGGUGCCCACAGAGCACCAGGCAGCCUCAAAGUGCUUUUCUGGGGUGGACGGUGUCUUUUUGAGCUGUUCUGUGGGGAAAUCGA
This is a messenger RNA of Corapipo altera (White-ruffed manakin), 470 nucleotides long. RefSeq names its product prokineticin 1 (gene PROK1). Lineage: Eukaryota; Metazoa; Chordata; Aves; Passeriformes; Pipridae. The record is from RefSeq and is a predicted model, not a curated record. The transcript has 3 exons. Bases 1 to 318 code for a protein of 105 amino acids.